Molecule: messenger RNA, 2377 nt
Organism: Acromyrmex echinatior (Panamanian leafcutter ant)
Lineage: Eukaryota; Metazoa; Arthropoda; Insecta; Hymenoptera; Formicidae
Product: virus-induced RNA 1
Source: RefSeq, a predicted model, not a curated record
AAGUAACCUUGAUCCUUUCGCGAGUCGUACGUGACAGUCAUCGUUCGGGUGGACCGGUUAGUGUCGAUCGAGACAUCGUCGAGGUAGCAAGCGAUUCUUGGCAGUUUUACGAGUUAUCGACGUUCCCUGUAUGCGACAGGAUGAAAACGUUCGUCCAAGUUCUUCUCGUUGUGGCGUGCUUUGUCGCCUGCACACGCAGUUUCCCAAGUGGAUUAGGAUAUGAUUCGUCUGAUGAGGAUGAGUUCGAAACCAUGAACUUCGACAUGGCUAUGCCCAGUUUUUCUUACUUUACUGAUGCUAUGGCUCAACUCAGGCAAACUCUCUUAAACUACUUCCGGAAUAUCCCCGAAAUACCAAACUUUUCCACUCCCGAAGGAGCGAACACAACAUCCACAGUCAAGAUCAUUAAUGGCCAUGUGGUGACGAUCAACGAAACAGUAUACUCGAAGAACGAUAGUAACGGUGGUGCCGUGUUCCGUGUUCGUAUAAUCGACGUGAAGCCACAAAACGAGACCGAAGGUGGAGGCAGCACGGAACAACCGUCGGUGAGGUCAGAGCCGGAACCGGAGAGUCGCGAGACGGUCGAGGAGUUCAACAACGAGAUAUCGAAAAACACGGAAACGCUGACCGCUUAAAAGGUGGUCAGUCUGUUCGCGAGACACGCCGACGAUCAGCAAUGUCCGAAUGGAUUUUAUGGAGAGGAAGGAGUGACCUUUAUUUCGUGGCUGUAGUAGAGUAACUUCGAUGACACAUCGCGGUGUGCAUCAUGUUAAAAUAUAAAGCAUUACUGUAAUAUAAUAUAUAUAUAUAUAUAUACAUAUAUACAUUAUACAUGUAAUACAUACAUAUAUGAAGUUAUGUUUCUGUUGUUUUCUAUUGCUUCUCGAUACGGUAAUAUAUAUGACGUUUACUUGCAUUUUUUCGGGAAAAAAGAUGGUCGUCGUUGAAAAGAAUAAGCUGGAAUAUUUAUAAACGUAGAUAAUGCAAGUUGAGAACAGAGGGGGCUAAUUGGUUUCAAUUAAUUGCGAGAAUUUAUUUAAAGUUAAUUAAUCGAUUAAAAGCUUUCGAAUCAAAUUAAAACUCUUGGUUAAACGUGGAAUUAAAAUAGAUGAGAUUUAAAGCUCACUAAUAAAAUGCGUUUACGUUUUUCAACUGAAUAUUUUAUAUUCUGAACAGUUGAAUUUUAUGCAUAUAUAUUAUGAAAUACGCUUAAGAGACACCAGUGCAUCAGUGAUUGAUAUAGAAAUAAAGUAUUAUGUAAUCUCUCGCAUUUUUCAAAAAUUAAUUACUUGGACCUCUUCUAAUUUAUAUUCCAUACAUAUGUAUCUGACAUUUCUGACAAAAAGGCGUUAAAGAUUUUUGUAUAUUUUAUAAAUUAGUAAAAAUGAAACUGGUGUGCGAUAAUUAAUAAUUAAUAUUUAGUAAUCAAUAUAUAUUUUCUACAUAUAAUUCUCGCGUAUCUCGUUCUAUCUUACACGAAUGUCGAGCAAAAAAGGUGAAAGCGCUGGAGCCACAUGCUUCGUCACAUAUCAUGUCGGUUUACUGGCUGAUAUAUUGAUAUAUAUACAUAUACAUAUAUGCAAGGCCAUUUUGUAAUAACUAAUUAUACCACUCCAUCGUCCGCCAAGUGGAAUAUUUACUCCAGUCCAGUUGAUCCAACGUUGGUCACGUUUUACAUGAUCAAAUACGAAUAUGAAGUAAAUUACUAAUGUAUCACAUUAACAUAUUUUAUAUAUAUAUAUUUAUAGAACGCGAACACAGAGACUUUUAUCCUGUAAAAGAUUACACGAAAUUGAUAUUUAAUAAAUCUGUAAUUUCCUGUGCAUAUAUCCAGCUAUUCCAGCUCUUCCAGUUUCCUUGACAAUGACUACGUUCAAGCAGCAAAAACAGUUUUGUAACUGUUGUAAGAUUCUUAAUAUGAUUGGUUUAAAGGUAGAUAUAUUUAGAUUCAGUAAGGAACUAAAGGCAAAUAUAUAUUAAAGAAUUUUACAACAGUUGCAAAGUUGCUCUUUAACGCAGCUAUUGAUAUCUUUAAUGCUGAAAAACAUCAAUUUUUCAAGGCAUAUACAAUUAUAUAAUCAAAUAUCCACGCAGGUAAAUAUUCAUAAACUAUUUUUACGGAGAAAAAGUUUGAGAUGUUUACUGUGGAAUGUUGCGAUUUUUUAUAAUUUUAUAGAAAGAAAAAUGUUCGUUCCUGUAGUGCUAUCUUCAUACAUGCUAUUUCCAUACGCAUAUACAUAUAUACAGAUGUAUUUCUUAUAGAUUGUAAGUCGUAUUGUAAUACAUAUAGACAUACAGAUGUAUUUCUUAUGGAUUGUAAGUCGUGCUGUAAGCUGAUCAGAAAAAAGUUGAUGCAAUAAAAUAGUAGUAAAUUAUA